Messenger RNA from Panonychus citri (citrus red mite), 2270 nucleotides. Its product is annotated as ectonucleoside triphosphate diphosphohydrolase 3-like. Gene Ontology annotation, cellular component: plasma membrane. Gene Ontology annotation, biological process: nucleoside diphosphate catabolic process. Lineage: Eukaryota; Metazoa; Arthropoda; Arachnida; Trombidiformes; Tetranychidae. The coding region runs from base 477 to 2021 and encodes 514 amino acids. Gene Ontology annotation, molecular function: UDP phosphatase activity; GDP phosphatase activity. The transcript is spliced from 2 exons. The record is from RefSeq and is a predicted model, not a curated record.
UCUAAACUUCAUCUUCUCUCUCUUCAUCUCACUUGUUUUUUUCUCUUCUUAAUAUCGGAGAAGUGAAGAGUUUUUUUCUCUCCUUCCUUUGAUUUCCAUUGAUUUCUCAUAUUAAACAUCGUUUUCAGGUCCACAAUCAGCCAAACAAUUAACCGUUUUCUCUUUAAAUUAUUACAAUUGUUAACUUCGUAAUUUGAUCGUCGUUGUUUCUAAAUUAACUGACUAUUCUAUCAUUGGAACUUAAUCAUUUACAACAGGGAAUCUUUUUCUUCUUCUUCUUCAUAACUUAACAGUUUAAUCUUAAUUUGAGCGAUUAACGUUUUAUCGUUAUUGUGAUUGGAUUAAUUAUCCCUCCUGUGCUCCAUCACACCACCAACAGAUUAUUUGUUUAUUAACGUUAAUUGUUGGAGAUAAACUUUAAUUGUGUAUUUAUUAUCUGUAGUGUGCCUGAUAAUCAACCUUGGGUCAUAAUCAAAAUGGCCCUUAAUCCAAGAGUUAAAUCAAUAAUCUUCAUCACAACUGGAUUAAUCAUAUUCACCAUCUCAGCAAUAACUUAUGCCAUUUUUAAUCACAAAACUCAUUAUCAGUAUGGUGUAUUAGUGGAUUCUGGUAAUCCAAAUGUGACCAUAAGUCUUUACCGUUGGCCAGUCGGUCGUUUGAACAGCACUGGACUUGCUGAAUUAGCGGAAACUUGUAUCUCAAGUGAUUUAACUGAUUACCUGUCCAAUUCAACUGAUCUAUCUACGGUAUAUCAACCUUGUUUGUCUCGGGUAAUUGGAUCACUUGAUGAUGAUCAACAAUCAUCGUCAACUAGUCAAUUGUUUUUCACUGUUUCCGGACCAUUAAUGUUACUCAAUUCAUCAAAUGGCCGUGAAGUUGCCUCACUAAUCCAAUCAUCGAUUGAGUAUUUAACUAAUGCAACAAAGUUAAAUGUUCAACCAGUUCAAGUGAUUAACGAUCAGGCUGGUUCGGUAUUCCCAUGGAUUGCAGUUAAUUCACUUGAGGCUCGAAACUAUUUCCCUGAAUCAACUGGAGUGACAACAAUUAAACACACGGGAGUCAUUGAAUUAUCUUUCACUGGAUCGUCAAUCUCAUUCGAGGUAACCAAUUCAUCCUUAAUCACUUCUGAUCAAAUCAAAUCAUCACUUGUCAACGUUACAUUGUUUGGUAAUAAUCACACUCUAUGGGAAAAAUAUUCCUGCCUUGGGUCGGAUAAGGGUCGACUUCGGUACCUUGUUGAGUUGAUCUCUGGUUCUAGUGAGACUACGGUGGGUGAUCCGUGUUUACCCAUUGGUGUUAAUCAAACAAUCAACACGCUUGACUUAAUCUCUCCCCAUGAUCCUUGUCUAAUUCAACAUUUAACCAAAUCUUUGACUGAAUCAAACAAAGAGUUCACUCUUAUGGGUAAAGGUGAUGGAUCGACUUGCUCCAAAUUGAUCUCAGAUUUACUCACGGACAAGUCGAAAUGUUCAGAUAAUCCAUCCACAUGUUACUCACCUCCCGCUCUUGCACCAGAAAAUACCGUUUACACGGCGGUUGCUGAUCUUCUUUACCCAGUGACUGUGCUUAAAAUGACCAAUGCCAAUCACACAAUCGAUUACGAGAAUUAUUAUAACCAAUCACUUAAUCUUUGUUCAAUGUCUCGAGAUGAUUUACUAAUUACUUCGGGAGGUAAAUUAGCACCAACCUCAUUGUGUUUCCAAUUGUUGUAUAAUUAUCAUACAAUUGAAAGUGUUUUCGGCUUGAAAGGAGAUAACUGGUCUCGAAUUGUGUUCGAUCCAAAUCUUCGUGGCGAUUCAACAAUCAACUGGUCAACUGGAUUUAUGAUCAAUGCAACAACCUCAAUACCCUUACAAUCAGUUCCCAAAGUUUGGUUUAAUUGGGUCUUUUUCCUCGUAUUAACGGCGAUUUCUUUGGUCUACCUUGUGAUUGGUGCUUACUUUUUGGCCUCAUCCCUACGAACCCAACGGGUGCCCAACAAAGAGAUCUACGAACCCAUUCAACAGCAACCACAACCUUGAUUUAUAAUUAAUUCUAAUUAACUUUUGUUUUUUUUUUCUAAUUACCAUGUACUUAUAUGUGUGCGUCUCUCUCUCUCUCUCACUUCGUGAGCGUUUAUUUUGUUUUCAGCGCUGACCAGGCCCGAUCGUCGUUGCAUAAAAGUGACCACAACGAUGAAAUCAUUUUGUAAGGCAAGAAAAAAAUGACAAAACAAAAGUAUUAUAAAUAAUAACAUUACAAUCAAAUUUAAUUUACAAUUUUUCAUCAAA